AUGUCCACUCAUACUUCAGUAAUGACCGAUCGACGUAGUGGCAUGAUCCCUUCACUCAGUUAUCGGCAAACCACCAGCACUAUUGUCAGUCGAGCCGUGGCUGCUGCUGCUGCCAACAAUCAUCAUCAUUCAAUCCGACGUGGUGGCGGCACUGGACGUGGCUCCAAGCGUUAUUCAGUCUCUGCAUUUUAUUCCAUGGCGGCUGAACAGGAUGUUGAAGUGCAUGAUGAGCUGGCCAAGGCUCAAUGCACUCUACGCGAAUUGAAAUCAAACAUCUCAGCUCAAUCCAAGCAAAACUUUGUCCUCGAACGCGACGUACGUUUCCUUGAUUCGCGUAUCGCGUUACUUAUCAAUCGAGCAUUGGAUCAAAAUGAAGUAGCUUCCCAUCUCGAUGAUGCAGAUGACGACGCGAGUGGCCAUUAUCUCGAAGAAAGGCGCAUGCAACAAUAUGGCAACUUGUUCUUUUUAUUGCAAAGCGAACCUCGUCACAUUGCAAGUCUAUGUCGUCUCGUCAAUCUUGCCGAAAUUGACACCUUGCUUCAAACCGUCAUGUUCACGCUGUAUGGUAACCAAUAUGAGAGUCGUGAAGAGCAUUUACUGCUCAGCAUGUUUCAGAAUGUUCUGGCUGCCCAAUUCGAGACCACCACUGAAUUCACUUCUCUAUUACGUGCAAACACGCCCGUAUCACGCAUGCUCACCACUUAUACACGUCGUGGCCCUGGUCAAUCCUAUCUCAAAUCAGUAUUAUCGGAACGGAUCAAUCAAGUAUUGGAAAACAAGAAUGAGAAUUUGCAAAUCAAUCCUUUGAAGGUGCAAGAAGAGAUUUUGGAUCAAUUGGAACAAGAGCAUGGUGAAUUACCUGAAGGUGUGAAGAAAAGUACUUCAGCAGAGGAAGCAGCCACUGAUCCAAUGGUCAAGGCUAUGGUUGAACCACGUCUCAAACGUUUGAUGGAGAUUGCAGACUCGUUCCUGGAUACGAUUAUUGCAUCCUUAGACAGCGUUCCAUAUGGAAUCAGGUGGAUCUGCAAACAAAUCCGAUCUCUCACUAAGCGCAAAUACCCUGAUGCCAGCGAAUACGCCAUUUGCUCACUCAUUGGUGGUUUCUUUUUCUUGCGUUUUCUCAAUCCUGCCAUUGUCACACCACAAGCCUAUAUGCUUAUUGAUGGUAAUCCAAGCAGUCAUCCAAGGACAACCUUGACCAUGAUUGCCAAGAUGUUACAGAACCUUGCCAACAAGCCAUCUUAUGCCAAGGAGUCAUACAUGAUCCCAACCAAUGCAUUUGUGGAGAGUAAUAAGCAACGCAUCAACAAGUUCCUGAAUGAUCUUUGUGAAGUGGGUGAUUUUUAUGAGACAUUGGAAAUGGAUCAGUACAUGGCGCUUUCGAAGAAGGAUAUUGUCAUCAGCAUUACACCCAAUGAGAUUUACAACACGCAUUCACUGCUUCAACAACAUAUGGAUGUAUUGGCACCCAACAAGGAGGAUCAUCUUCGUAUAUUGUUGUCAGAGGUUGGCCCAGCACCACAACAAGUACCCCGUAAACAAAACAAGGCAUUUGAGCUGCCACUCUUUAGUCGCUGGGAAAUGCCAAUUCAAGAUUUGACCACGACGCUCAUGUCUGAAAACAACAUUACGCAAAAUGAUAUCCUGUACAUGGAAGCCAAAGCGAUCUUUGUUCAACUGCUACGUUCAUUACCUCACCUUGCUCGACAACCUCUAAGAUUGGAACGCAUCGCAGAAGCGGCUGGUACCGCCAAUGAUGCUACGCUUGUGCACAAGGGUAUCAAGGUCAAGGAAAUGUUGGUGGAAUUGGAACAGGCAGGCGUGGUAGAGAAAAGUGAUGGCUACAGCGUUCUUGUGGAGGAAAUCAUGCAGGAGCUGGCUCAUUUGGGUGAUCUCAAAGUCAAGGUCAUGGAAGAGAUGCGAUCACUGCAAAGCGUCUACAAGACUAUCCAAGAUCACAACAACUACCUUACAAGCCAAUUGGAGACGUACAAGGCAUAUUUACAGAACGUGCGUAUCCAAAGUGGUGGUGGUGACAAGUCCAACAAGAACCAAGUGGGCAUUGGUGUCCAAGUGGUGGAUGGCAAAGUCAAGCAAAAGGCAAACAAAUCACAUACUCAGGGUCCUGUCAAGUUUUCCCAUCAGCAGCUUGAAAGAGAAGGCAUCAUUGUUGAGACCGAAGUGCCAGAAUAUAGGAGGAAUAAUAUCUUUUUGAGCAUUUCAUCACCCAUCCCGGGUACUUUUAUUAUCUCGAUCCAUUACAAAGGACGUGACAAGCCUAUCCUGGAAAUUGAUCUCAAAUUGGAUGAUUUGUUGGAGAAGCAGCAAGAUCAUGCACAAGUGUUGGACCUUGAAUACAUCAAAUUGGACAUACCAAAGACGCUCAAUCUCCUUACCAAGACCUUUUUGUCCAAGAGCAAAGUGGGUUUCUUUUCGUAA
Molecule: messenger RNA, 2439 nt
Organism: Lichtheimia ornata
Lineage: Eukaryota; Fungi; Mucoromycota; Mucoromycetes; Mucorales; Lichtheimiaceae
Exons: 10
Coding region: 1-2439 (812 amino acids)
Biological process (GO): regulation of GTPase activity; regulation of actin cytoskeleton organization
Cellular component (GO): cell cortex
Molecular function (GO): GTPase activator activity; protein binding
Source: RefSeq, a predicted model, not a curated record